Molecule: messenger RNA, 2311 nt
Organism: Diospyros lotus (date-plum)
Lineage: Eukaryota; Viridiplantae; Streptophyta; Magnoliopsida; Ericales; Ebenaceae
Product: serine carboxypeptidase II-3-like
Exons: 7
Coding region: 1309-1872 (187 amino acids)
Biological process (GO): proteolysis
Cellular component (GO): vacuole
Molecular function (GO): serine-type carboxypeptidase activity
Source: RefSeq, a predicted model, not a curated record
CUAUCUCUCUCUUCCUCUUGUUAUUCUUCUCGCCCAGCAAUCCUUUCUCUUUUGUUUCCUCUCAGCUUUUAUCUUCAUCAGAGCUUUAGAGCUUACUUCGGCCACGACGUCACCGCGCAAGAGGGUUGUGUUUGGGUGACAUUGAUGCACCCCAGCCAAGAGGCCUUCGAGGGAAUCCCAAAUCUGCAUAACACUGAAAAUCAUGCCUCCUAAGACUCGAGGUGGUGCUAGCGAGACGCAUGGUGGGGGUGGCUGUGGUCGUGGCCGUGGCCGUGGGAGAGGAGAGGCUACUUCUGCCUUGCUUGUACUUACUUGGGGUGCCCAUGGCAAGCGACCACGCAGGGAUGGUGACGAACUACACCAAGAGGAUGGGAAUUCAGUUGUCCAUGAAGACAUAGGAGCAGCAGGUGGAUCCUCUAGCUUGCUACAAUCCAUAGAGGAUAGAAUUCAGUUGGGAGUUCACGCAGCGUUAAGCGAAAUAUUAAGGAAUUGGGAAAGGCCUAGGGAUAGAUCAGGAUUGCAGGGCGGAGGUCAGGCCAUACCAGACGAGCGAGAUCAGGGUGUGGAUGUCCCUUUGUCAGAGUUCAUGCGAUUCGACAUGCCCUGGCAGAUUAGUAGCAAUGUAGAGCCGGAACAGUUCCUAAGUAGGUGUGAGAAGAUUGGCGAGGCUCUAGGUUGUAGCCGACAGAGGAUGGUAGAGUGUGCCGCCUUUCGAUUGGAAGGCCCAGCGUAUUCAUGGUAUACGCAUGUGAAGGCAACUAGACCACCAGGUGCACCACCACUAAGGUGGGAGGAGUUUAGCUGCAAGUUCAGGGAGCGGUUCAUCCCUGAGGUUGUGAGGAGGGCCAAGGCUCAAGAGUUUGAAGAGUUGAAACAAACAGCUGACAUGACAGUGGAGCAGUACAGUCACAGGUUCACUUACCUAGCAGAGUUUGCUCCUAGGUUGGUGGCCACCGAGCAAGAUAGGGUGGAGCGUUUUGUGAAUGGGUUGGUGGAGCCCCUUUAUAAGGUGGUGGUUCUUUCUCACCUCCCCACAUAUGCCAGCGCAGUCAGCGGGGCCAUGAUGAUAGAGAAGAGGGCUAUGGAAAAGCGAGCCCAAAGAGAACAGCGCAAGAAGGCAAGGAGCGAUGCCAUGGGUCAUGGAGGUGGCAAUCAGCAGUCACUAAGGAGGAGAGUACCCCAGCAGCAACAGAGAUGUGGAGCGCCUAGCGGGCAGGGGCAGCAACCACUCCAUGACAGAGGUGAUGGGCAGCUAGGGGGAUUCAGAGGGGGUGGCCAGGGUGGCAUGGGAACACCAUCGUGCCCUAUAUGCAUGCAAUCUCUCCUUGGGCCGUGUCGACCGCUGUCGUCAACCUAAGAGGAAUAGCUAUGGGAAAUCCAAACAUAGAUUUCGAAACAACAUACACCGGGAUAUUCGACUUCUUCUGGUCACAUGCUCUCAUAUCCGAUGAAAUUCAUGAGAGAAUUGUUUCAAAUAGCAAUUUCUCUUCCCAAGGAUCUGUGUCCGAUACAUGCAAUGACUAUGUCUCUGAAGCAUUUGAGGCUAAGGCCAACGUUUUCUUCUUUGACAUCUAUAUUCCUUUGUGCUCACCAUUGGCUUCAAACUCUCCCCUACUAUCAUCAUUCCAUCCAUGCUCGGGUUACUAUAUCAUCUUGUACUUGAACAUUCCUGAGGUGCAAAAAUAUCUUCAUGCAAAUGUAACUGGUCUUCCAGGACCCUGGGAUAGCUGCAGCUCCUAUAUCAUUUCCCACUGGAAUGACAUGCCAUUGACAGUGCUGCCCCCCAUCCAGAAGCUCAUGAACAGUGGAAUUAGUGCUUGGAUUUACAGGUUGGUGGGUACGCUAUUGGGUACGAUAAUCUGGUGUUCGUGACGGCGAGGGGGGGCCGGACAUUUUUUUCCGAGUUAUCAACCAGCACAAGAGCACUGGCCGCCUUCUCAUCCUUCUUGGAAGGGAAGCUUCCACCCUUAGUGAGAAGAAGAAGACAGUGAAGAUCGCAAAGCAAAGGGAUUAGAAUUGCAAGGCUAUGGAUGAAUAAAUGAAGAUUAAUAAUGCAAAGGCCAAAGGGACUUUGAACUUCACACCAUAGAGAUUGUUUCAUUCAGCCAAUAUCCACCUCCUUUCAGUAACACUCCAAGAAGUCUGUUUCAGUGCACUUCCUGUUAACUUUGUGUAGAAAACUACUGUAAAUGCCAGUGGCCACAGCAAGUAGAAGUUGCACUUCAUCAAAUCAACUUUAGAAAGCUUAAGAGUAAAGUAAACCACCGUGAGGUUUACUCAAUUACAAUAUAUACAAUUACGUAAAAUUCAA